AUGGCAUACGAAGACAAAAAACGAAGAGGCAACGAAUCUGAGUACCCCUCGAAACGGUCAAAGUCAGAGAUGGACCCUUCACAAAACCCUUACCUCGCUCACAUGUACGAAGAAGAUACUGGGAGUGCCGGGCGUCCUGGAAAGGGCGGAAAUACUGGGAGCAUAUUGAACACCUUCAGGCGCCAUCAGACAACUACAGAGCAAGCCAACAAAGCCGAAGAUGGCCCAUUGAACCCUUUCAACGGGAACCCAUUGUCAAAUCAGUACUUCAAAAUUCUGAAGACGCGAAGGAAUUUGCCAGUUCAUCAGCAGAGAGAUGAGUUCCUUGAAAUGUUCCAUUCAAGCCAAAUCCUCGUUUUUGUCGGGGAAACCGGUUCAGGAAAAACUACGCAAAUUCCUCAAUUCGUCCUGUUCGAUGAUCUCCCUCACCUUAACGGUCGUAAGCAGGUCGCAUGUACUCAGCCCCGUCGAGUCGCUGCCAUGUCCGUGGCGAAGCGUGUCGCCGAUGAGAUGGACGUUCAGUUGGGGCAAGAGGUUGGGUAUAACAUUCGUUUUGAGGAUAAGACCGGACCAAAUACCAUUUUAAAGUACAUGACAGACGGUAUGCUUCUUAGAGAGGCUAUGAAUGAUCACAACCUAGACCGGUACUCCUGUAUCAUUCUUGACGAAGCACACGAAAGAACACUAGCCACCGAUAUUCUUAUGGGACUGUUAAAAGAUGUCGCCAUAAGGAGGCCGGAUUUGAAGAUCAUUAUCAUGUCCGCUACGCUGGAUGCGCAAAAGUUUCAGCGCUAUUUCAAUGAUGCGCCACUACUGGCUGUUCCUGGACGUACACAUCCUGUAGAGAUCUUCUAUACUCCUGAGGCAGAGCGAGAUUAUGUUGAAGCCGCACUUAGGACAGUCUUACAAAUACAUGCAACAGAGCCUGAAGGAGAUAUUCUUCUCUUCCUUACUGGUGAAGAGGAGAUCGAGGAUGCAUGUCGAAAGAUUUCUCUUGAGGCGGAUGAAUUACUACGAGAGACAGAUUGUGGUCCUCUGAAGGUUUAUCCGCUUUAUGGAACUCUGCCACCUGCUAUGCAACAAAAAAUCUUUGAACCUGCACCACCUCCGAGACGUCCAGGUGGUGCGCCAGGGCGCAAGGUUGUUGUAUCAACAAACAUUGCAGAGACAUCCCUUACAAUCGAUGGUAUUGUUUAUGUUGUGGAUCCCGGUUUCUCAAAACAGAAGGUCUACAACCCUCGAAUUCGUAUUGAAUCGUUGCUUGUCUCCCCAAUCUCCAAGGCAUCUGCUCAACAGCGGGCCGGUCGUGCCGGUCGUACCAGGCCUGGAAAAUGCUUUAGGCUUUAUACUGAAGCAGCCUUCAAGAAAGAGUUGAUUGAACAGACUUACCCUGAAAUUCUGAAAAGUAAUCUUUCCAAUACAGUCCUAGAGCUGAAGAAGCUGGGGAUCGAUGAUCUAGUUCACUUUGAUUUUAUGGACCCCCCAGCGCCAGAGACGAUGAUGAGAGCACUGGAAGAGCUUAACUUUCUUGCUUGUCUGGAUGAUGACGGUAAUCUGACAGCACUUGGAAAAAUUGCUUCCGAAUUCCCUCUCGACCCCGCGCUAGCAGUCAUGCUUAUUACCUCUCCCGAGUUUUUCUGCUCAAAUGAGAUACUUUCUAUUACUGCUCUCCUUUCUGUUCCACAGAUUUUUGUGCGUCCCCCGCAAGCUCGUAAGCGGGCCGAUGAGAUGAAGCAGCUGUUCGCACAUCCAGACGGUGAUCAUCUUACUAUGUUGAACGUCUAUCACGCUUUUAAGUCCCCGGAGGCUCAAGAAAACCCAAGUGAUUGGUGUUACAACCACUUCUUGAGUCUGAGGUCUCUCCAGAGCGCUGAUAAUGUCAGAAGUCAAUUGGCAAAGAUCAUGGAAAGGAAUGAACUGGAACUUGUUUCUACGCCUUUUGAAGACAAGAAUUAUUACACCAACAUAAGGAGAGCGCUUGUCUCGGGAUUCUUCAUGCAAGUUGCAAAAAAGGCGGCGAAUGGGAAGCAGUACGUUACUGUCAAAGACAAUCAGGAUGUUCUCCUCCAUCCCAGUACAGUACUCGGGCAGGAGUCUGACUGGCUUAUUUACAACGAAUUCGUAUUGACCUCUAAAAACUACAUCCGGACAGUGACACAGAUUAAAGCAGAGUGGCUACUUGAGAUCGCGCCGGUCUAUUAUGACCUUAAUACAUUCCAAAAAGGAGAUGUGAAAACUGCGCUGCAAAGGACGGCAGAAAAGAUGAAACGGAAGGAGCAACUUGCUGGGAAAACUAGUAGGAUGGGUAAUGGAUAUUAA
This is a messenger RNA of Morchella importuna, 2319 nucleotides long. RefSeq lists its product as uncharacterized. Gene Ontology annotation, molecular function: RNA helicase activity; ATP binding; RNA binding. The record is from RefSeq and is a predicted model, not a curated record. Gene Ontology annotation, cellular component: spliceosomal complex; intracellular anatomical structure. The transcript has 4 exons. The coding region runs from base 1 to 2319 and encodes 772 amino acids. Lineage: Eukaryota; Fungi; Ascomycota; Pezizomycetes; Pezizales; Morchellaceae.